This is a messenger RNA of Fonticula alba, 3591 nucleotides long. RefSeq lists its product as hypothetical. The transcript is spliced from 2 exons. Lineage: Eukaryota; Rotosphaerida; Fonticulaceae. The coding region runs from base 1 to 3591 and encodes 1196 amino acids. The record is from RefSeq and is a predicted model, not a curated record.
AUGUCUGCGCCUGGCCCCUCGGAGCAGCCGGUUUUGUCCCUGCGCGACCGUAUCCAGCAGCUAGCCAAGGCAAGCAAUUCCACGGAGCUGGCUUACAAUGCCCGGACGGGAUCUUCGCCGGGAGGGUCGCCAAAGAGCUCGGUCCACACAUCCUUCAGCGGCACCGGCACUGGCCGUUCCUCCCUGCCGGAGAAAUCGGCCUCUGGAUCACCGGCCCCAGGCACACCGUCAGCCAAGUCGCAGCCUGUCUCCAAGCCUCCGGCAACGACCGGCGCCGUCCCCCCAUCGGCGCCCGCGCCAGAGCUGGCGUCUGAGCACACAUCACCCGCCCGCCGUGGGACUUGCUCUCAGCCCUCAGGUGGGUCUGCUGCCGUGUCUGUGACAAAUCUCGCCGUCGCUCAGUCUGCCGGCCCUGCGCCAAAGCCUGCUGCCGAGACGGAUGUCCAGUCCAUUUCCAGGGCCCCUGCCGAGCCCAUCGCCGAGCCCUCCCCGGCGUCCGGCUUGGAGCUCGCCCCCACGCCUGCUCCCGCGCUCGAGCCAUCCACCGAGCGCGGCCUGGCCGCACCGCCCAAGACCACUUCCGACCCUUCUCUGGUCGAGACUUCCACGGAUUCUCUGGGCAAAUCGCAGCCCGAGCCCACCACUGGACCUAGCGCCAAGUCUACCACUGAGCUUGCUACUGCUCCCGAGCCUGUUCCCGAGCCCGCUCCCGAGCCCGCUCCCGAGCCCGCUCCCGAGCCCGCUCCCGAGCCCGCUACUGAGUCCACUCCCAAGUGUGCCACUGGUCCCUUGUCCGAAGCCGCCUCAGGUCCUGCAAUCAAGCUCGGUGCUGAGCCCACCGCCGAGGCUUCUGGGCCCACAGCCAGGCUUGGUCCUACCUCGGCAUCUUCCAAACUCACCAUCACACCAGCCACGGGGCCGCGGUCGAUGCCCGCCCCGGAGCCCCUGCUUGUGCCAACUUCACCCUCGGCCAUUACCCCGGCUUCCACUCCGACCCCUGAUUCGGCCCCGGCUACGCCUCUUGCCGGGGUCAGCCGCUUCCCAUCCAUCGACUUUGGCAUGGACAUGUUCAUGGAGUCGGUGACGGCCGCGGCUGCCGCCGACAGCGCCCUUCAGCAUGCCGGCCAGUCCGUUGCUCGGGCCACGGUCAGCAUGCUUGCCUCGACCAAGCCCCUCCUGCCUCCCGGGGGCGAUCCUCGGGAUCGGCCCGCUCCGCCUCCCCGGCACAUGAAGCCCACGACACGGGCGGCGGCCGCGGCCGCGGCCGCGGCCGCCGCCAACACCGGACCCCUGUGUCCGCCCUGCCCGUGCCCGGUGACCACCGGGCGUUUCCUGCGCCGCGGGCUCAUCCCCGCCGCGCCGGACGACAUCCCCGACCGGCUGAUGACCGCGGUCCUGGCCCAGCUUGGGGUUCUCCCGCCCCCCGGGUCCCGGUCGCCCACCGCGCCGACUCUCAUGGCCGGCAUCGCCACAAGCCCCGGGUUUCCGUCCCUGUUUGCCAUCCCCCUGGCCGGCGUGGCUGGGUCUCUCCGAGCAACGCGUCCAUCCAGUUCGCCCCUUCUCCGGCCGGCGCACUUCCUGCUCAUGGACCCCUUCCGGCUGGAUGAGAUUGACGACCUCCCCGGCCCCGGGGGUGCGGUCGGGUCCAUCGCCUGCGACGUGUGCGAGGGGUCCAUCCUUCGGGAGCCCUGCACUCCGAGCGUCAGAGCCGCGGCCGUUGCCGCCGCGGCGGCCACCCACCCGCGCACGGUCGCCGCUCGCGAGCAAGACAUUCGCCUGCGCGCGAAUUCGGCCGGCCCGGUCGGGCGCCUGUCGCCUGCCGGGCCGCAAACCGGCCGGUCGUUGUCCUUCUCGCAUGCCUCCCCGGGGGAUAGCGGCCCUGGGCAGGGGCCCGCCAGCGGCGGCGCGCCGCCGCUGGAUACGCCGCUCCUUUCCGGGCCCUCCUUUGUCAUCUGCCAGUGCUGCUGCAGCAUUCGACAUGUGUCCUGCGCGCGGGCGGUCAUCGCCGUUGCCUCGGACUUGGUGGAGCCGUCCUUCGGCACCGGGGCCAUCCCCAUGGAAUCCGGCUCCAGCCAUGGCCGGCCGAUCAGCGUGGCUCCCGUGUCACUGGCCGCCGGGCAUGAUGGCUCGGUGGCCCUGGCGGUGGCUACGCCGCUGAUGUCGGCCGGCCGGUCGCUGGUGUCAGCUGCCUCGCUGUCCGCCUCGCCAUCCCCCUCCGGUGGCAGUCCGGUGGCCGGGGGGGCCCGGGUCAGCCCGCAGGGGAUGGUCCUGCCACCGCGGCUGGCCCCCUCCACCGGGUGCCGGUGUAACUCCCUCCCAUUGGACGGCGGUCCGGCGGGUGGGUCGGCCUCACGUUCGCCCUCCCCGGCCAUCGGCACGCACACCGUCCCCGGAUCCGGGCCAAAUGCCGCCACCUCGUCGGCCGGAUUGGCUUCCAACAUGGCCGGUGCCGGCGGCCGUGGGCGCUUCAAUGUCUACUCCCCGGAGGAGCACCGCCAUGACCUGUUCCACGCGGAGCAGAUCGGCUUGACGCCGGCCCGAGCUCGGGCCCUGAUGACAUGCAUGCCGGUUAUCGAUGCUCUGCCCGGGUCGAUGGCCGGGCUGCUGGAGCUCAAACACGGCGCCGGCGCUGGCGCCGGUGCUGCCACUGGCCAUCCGAUGCCCGCGGGUGCUCCAUGUCGCGUGUGUGCCACCCCCCUGCCGAGCGACUUGUCCACGCGGCUGCUCCUGGCUCUGGGUCUGCGGCCGGGUCCCACGCCGGCUGGCGCGCGCGAAAUCCGCGAGCUGGUCUCUCUCCCGACGCCCGGGGCCGGGGGGCCCGGUGGCGAGCCACUGGUCCCGGUGGAUCCCCCGUCCUCGUCUGUCGGGGGUUCCCUCCUGCGGCGCAACAACUCCCUCAGUCGGAGCUCGGCCUCGGUGUCGUCCUUCUUCUCGGAUGCACAUCAUUCCACCGGGGCGCCCGGUGGCGGGGGCUUAGCCGCCGGGCCCGGGGCCGCCGGGGUGACGGGCCCCGGCUCCACGACCUCCGAACUGGACCUGGCCCUGGCACAUUACCAUGAGGCGGUCCGGUCCAAGGUCCGGGACAAAUUCCGCGUCCUGCGUGUGAUUGAGUGGAAUUUGGUGGCCCUGUCGACCCGGUACCAGGCCAUCGUCGGGCUUCCUUGCCCGGCGGCCGGGGCCUGUGUCGCGGCUGCUCUUCUGGAGGCCACGCCUGCCGGCGCCGAGGCGCCACUUCCCCCAUCCUCGGCCGAAGCCACAUGCCUUUGUGAGUGUGGCCAACAUGGACGCUGCGCGGAUUGGGCCCGCGGGCUCCUGGCGGCCGGUGGCGGCUCUUCCGCUCCGCUGGGUGUGCUCGCUGCUCCCGAGGAGGAGGAGGAUGAGGAGGAGGAGGGGGCGGGCCAUCGGCAGCGGUCCGCCGCUGCGGCCCCGGAUGCCAGCGACGAGCUGGCCGGCGCCGAGACGCCCUACUCCUCUCGAGCCGACGAGCUCCUGCAGCAGAUUUUCUCCGAGGCAUCGGUGCUCCUGAGCGAGCGCUGCGCCCUCCUCCGGACGACUUAUGCCCUUGCCUCGCCGGCGUCGCAUGCCCACUAG